Molecule: messenger RNA, 747 nt
Organism: Penicillium angulare
Lineage: Eukaryota; Fungi; Ascomycota; Eurotiomycetes; Eurotiales; Aspergillaceae
Product: alpha/beta hydrolase
Exons: 2
Coding region: 1-747 (248 amino acids)
Cellular component (GO): cytoplasm; nucleus
Source: RefSeq, a predicted model, not a curated record
AUGGUUGGCGUAAAACUGAAGAUUCUAAUGAUUCACGGGUACACCGAGACCGGGGAAUCAUUUCGUGCCGAUAUAUCAGGCCUAGAAAAAGCUCUCCAAGAAGCCUUUCCUGCUGCGCCUGCCCCCAACCACCACCCACUAUACCCAGGAGGCCUAGAGCUCUUCUUCCCAACAGGCACCUGGAGGCUCAGACCUACAGACUGGGCACGCUACAUCCCAGGGACUGACCCCGGUUAUGGCUGGUUUUACAAAGUCCCCGACGACGAAGAGUUUCCGGGACUAGAUCAGGGCCUAACACGACUUGGCGAUUUGAUGAAGGCAGAAGGGCCAUUCGCGGGUGUGAUAGGAUAUUCUCAAGGUGGAUUCCUAACUGGAUUGAUUUCAAGCAUGCUUGAGCCAGGCAGGAGAGUGAGGUUCGAGGAGGUUGAAAAGGAGAGCGGGGGAAUACCUUUCCCCGCAGCUUUUGAGGAUGUUCACCCUAUUAAGUUCUCGAUUAGCUGCUGUGGAUUUGCGGGACUGAGUCCACGAUACAAGGCAUAUUAUUCUCCACCUAUAACUUCGUUGCUGCACGUUAAUGGGAGAUUGGAUGAUAUUGUUUAUGAUAAAAGGAGUCGCACGCUUAUUGAUGCUAGUUUGGGGAAUGAAGAGGAGAAAGUUUUGAUUCACCCGGGUGGCCAUACCGUGCCGACUACGCAGGUGUAUACGGAUGCGAUAAUCAUGUAUAUCAAGAGGAAGAUUGCCGCAUAG